AUGUCUUUUACUACUCUACUGAUAUUAGCAAUUGCUCCAGCGAUAUGGGCCUUGGACAAUGGUCUAGGACAAAGUCCUCCGAUGGGAUGGAAUUCAUGGAACCGUUAUACCUGUGACAUUAAUGAAACCGUGAUCCUAAACAACGCGAAAGCUAUGAAGGAAACCGGUUUAUUAGAAUUAGGAUAUAAUCAUAUUAUCAUGGAUGAUUGUUGGUCCAAACGACAACGAGACCCGGAGACAGGAAAAAUUGUUCCUGAUCCCGAGAAAUUCCCAAAUGGGCUAGAGGACAUGAUUGAAAAAAUUCACAACAUGGGGUUCAAAUUUGGCAUGUACUCUAGUGCUGGUAAGUAUACAUGUGCUGGAUACCCUGGAUCGUUGGAUUAUGAAGAAAUUGAUGCCAAAACGUUUGCCGACUGGAAAAUCGAUUACCUGAAAUACGACAAUUGCUUCAAUCAAGGACGUAGCGGCACUCCUUUAAUCAGUUAUCAGCGCUAUGAAGCAAUGUCGGAAGCUCUAAACAAAACUGGUCGUCCCAUUUUCUAUGCUCUUUGCCAAUGGGGGGAAGAUCAAGUUUGGAACUGGGCCAGUACUGUUGCAAAUUCUUGGAGAAUAACAGGAGACAUUUACGACAGCUUCGAUCGAUACGAUAUCCGUUGCCCAUGCGAGACCUACGACUGCCCCAGCUUACAGGGAUAUCAUUGCUCGAUCAUGAACAUUGUGAACAAAGCAACCCCUCUGGCACAGAAAACUGGACCCAACAGCGGAUGGAGCGAUAUGGAUAUGUUGGAAAUUGGAAAUGGAGGCAUGACAUAUGAUGAGUAUCUUACUCACUUUACCAUGUGGGCUGUCCUGAAAUCUCCUUUAAUUCUUGGAAAUGAUGUUAGCAAUAUGAGCCCUGAACAUUUAGCACUUGUGAGCAACUUCGAUGUGAUUGCUGUCCAUCAAGAUGUUUCUGCUCCUGCCAACAGAAUAUGGAAAAAGCCCUUUGUUGACAGCUUUGUGCAUCUCUUCUCCGGAGCUCUCUCGAAUGGGGAUUGGGUUGUGGCCAUUGUUAAUGAAGCUACCGUACCAUUAGUAGAAAUGAGUAUUCCCUUUUCUGACAUAUUCUUUGAUAACCGUGACAAUGCAAAGUUUGCAUGGACCGCAAAAGACUUAUGGACUAAGGAAACAAUAACUGCGGCUCGGCAUCUAACAGUUGAUGUUGUACCUCAUGGCACUCAAGUAUGGCGUCUCCAGAAAUCUACACAUAAUUCACACAACAGCAAUUACUGGACAGGACACAACACAGGACAUAAUGCCAAUUGA
Molecule: messenger RNA, 1305 nt
Organism: Schizosaccharomyces osmophilus
Lineage: Eukaryota; Fungi; Ascomycota; Schizosaccharomycetes; Schizosaccharomycetales; Schizosaccharomycetaceae
Gene: mel1
Product: alpha-galactosidase, melibiase
Exons: 1
Coding region: 1-1305 (434 amino acids)
Biological process (GO): carbohydrate metabolic process
Molecular function (GO): alpha-galactosidase activity
Source: RefSeq, a predicted model, not a curated record